AUGAUAUCCAAUUAUUUCAAGAGACUGAAGAAAAGUCCAGCAAAAAAUGUUGAUGGGGACUCUAUUGAUAUUGAGGUUAAUCAAACCCCAUUAGAAGAAGAAACCCCACAACAGAGACAACAACACCAAGAAAAAGAAGCAAGGAGUUUGUUACGAAUCAUGGAGAAUUUUGAAUUCGUAUUUUUGUUAUUCUUGAUGAAGAAAGUAUUAGGAAUCACAUAUGAACUGUCACAAGCAUUACAAAGAAAAGAUCAAGAUCUCCUUAAUGUCAUGCAGUUUGUACAAAUUUCGAAGUGUUGGUUGCAUAAAUUGAGAAAUGAAGACACUUGCUUCGACAUAUUGUUGAAAGAAGCUUAUAAUAUGUGUAAAGAUAAUGACAUACCAAUCCCGGAGAACAUGGAAGAUAAUUUUGGGAGGACAAAACGAGGAAUUGCUCCAAUUACAAAUAAAUAUCAUUUUAAGGUGGAAUUGAUGUACACAGUUUUAGAUAACAUUCAAGAAGAACUCAAUAAUCGUUUUGAUGAAGUAAAUAUGGAGUUGCUUCAGUGUAUGGCAUCUCUUGAUCCAAGUAACUCUUUUGCUGCAUUUAAUAAAGACAGAUUACUUGAGUUUGCAAAGUUCUAUCCUACCGAUUUUCCUCAACACGAUAUUUGGUUGCUCAAUAAUCAACUUGAAAACUAUUAUGAGGAUGUUAGCACCAAUGCCAAUUUCACUCAUGUUGAUGGGAUUGCCGAUCUUGCAAAAAAAAAAAAUGGUUGA
Molecule: messenger RNA, 759 nt
Organism: Pistacia vera
Lineage: Eukaryota; Viridiplantae; Streptophyta; Magnoliopsida; Sapindales; Anacardiaceae
Exons: 1
Coding region: 1-759 (252 amino acids)
Source: RefSeq, a predicted model, not a curated record